Molecule: messenger RNA, 342 nt
Organism: Phycomyces blakesleeanus NRRL 1555(-)
Lineage: Eukaryota; Fungi; Mucoromycota; Mucoromycetes; Mucorales; Phycomycetaceae
Exons: 4
Coding region: 1-342 (113 amino acids)
Source: RefSeq, a predicted model, not a curated record
AUGCAUCGUUUGUGGAAUCAGGAUCUUGCUGCUGUCCUGAACUUCCGACAUAUACUUAACAAUUUGAGAUAUGAUGGGAUUAUACCUGUAAGGUUCACCCGCGUUAUUCGGAUUGGACGUAUCAGAAGACAAGCAGAAGAAGAUCUCCAGGAGGGUCGUCGACCCACCCAAGCUACCGCUGAGGGAACUUCACAGGUUUUCAAUGGGGUUCAGAUUAAGGCUUCGAUCAGGGCUAUCGCUAAAAGCGUUUUUGAUAUUACGUCUCCUUCCACUAUCAAAGAUACCCGUAAGUCGGUGCUCCAGAAAUUUUGUCCUUUCUGGUCAAUCUCUAACGAUGUGUGA